GUCACUCACCUCCCGCUCCCGACGCUUGGUGUUGGCGGAAGGAAGCGGCUGUUGGUGACGGUGCAAAGAUGAAUACCCGAGGAUUUGGAUCCCAGCUGAAAGAUAGUAUUCCAGUCCCAGAUUUUUCAUCUCAUGGAUCAUUUGAAAGCCAUGAUACCUUAAGGAAAGGCUUUACAAGUGCAAAGAGCGAACUUUUUCCUGUUCAUCCAUUGGAGCUAUCAGAGAAAAAUCUUCCAUUGAAUGAAGAUAAAAUGAAUUUUUCUACUCUGAGAAAUAUUCAAGGGCUGCAUGCACCACUGAAAUUACAAAUGGAGUUCAAAGCUGUGAAACAGGUUCAGCGGCUUCCUUUCCUUCAUAGCUCUAACCUGUCAUUGGAGAUCUUGAAAGGCAACUAUGACUCCAUUGGUUUUGAGGAUAUUCUGAAUGACCCAGCACAGAGUGAAGUAAUUGGAGAUCCUCAUGUGAUGAUGGAGCACAAACUUGGUUUAUUAUAACAUUCACAUAGUCCAGAUUUACUGUACGUGAAAAUGUUUAUUGCCUGUGUCCCUGUAGAUUCAAUUAAACCAUAUUACAUGGCAGCCGUACAAUAUUUGUGUUUAUACACAUGAUCUCUUACCUACCUUGAUGAAAAGGCACAUUAAAUGCUUGAAGUAUGUUGACAUUUGUACUGUGUUUACUGUCAAUUUAAAUGUCUUGUAAUUGGAUUUUUUCAAAUACCAGGAAAUUGGUAUCACUAUUCAGGGAUAUAGUUAACUUCAUGUCUGCAUUGUAGAAACCUGCACACUAAAAAGUAUAGAAACAGGACAUUUUAAAAAAUGAUUUUAAAAAUAUUAGAUUGGAUGUUCUUUUGCAACUUAUAACCCAGGUAUUUGCUGUUGAAUCUUUCUCUGUUCUUGAUGACUUGACAUCUUUUAAAACAGUGAAUAAAAUUUUCUAUAAAUGCUU
Molecule: messenger RNA, 945 nt
Organism: Eublepharis macularius
Lineage: Eukaryota; Metazoa; Chordata; Lepidosauria; Squamata; Eublepharidae
Gene: POMP
Product: proteasome maturation protein
Exons: 6
Coding region: 69-494 (141 amino acids)
Biological process (GO): proteasome assembly
Cellular component (GO): nucleus; cytoplasm
Source: RefSeq, a predicted model, not a curated record